Molecule: messenger RNA, 21659 nt
Organism: Cinara cedri
Lineage: Eukaryota; Metazoa; Arthropoda; Insecta; Hemiptera; Aphididae
Source: the annotation of a GenBank genome assembly
UAGACGGCCGUUCAUUCGCUUAUUCGCUAUCUGCAGGACACGUGUAAACAGAAAAAAAAAAAAACAUAAAUAAAUAAAAAAACUUCACGCGCACCCGACCGCAACCAUGUCGACCUGUACCGCGAUAAUCCGUGAGUAAUAAUAAUACACACCUGUCUAAAUAAAUUCGCUUUUGAUUUUUUCGAACUCAAAACCGUAACACUCGAAUAUAUUCGGAAAAAAAAAAUACAAAUACAAAUACAAAUAUGACCAUAAUAAUAUAAUGCGCCCGUCCGCAUAACAUUAUAAUCGGUCUUGUGUUGUAGUAUUUCAAUUUUUUUUUUUUUCGAUAUAAUAUUGAUAAUAUAUUUUGAAAUUGGUUUUUUUUUUUUUUCAUUUUUUUGUCCGUGUUUUACAAUAAUUUUGUAUUUUACGAUUGUUAAUUGUUCGCUUCUAAAACCAUAAUGUUUUUUUUUUUUUUUUUUAACGGCUCUGUAAGAAUUUUCUAUUAGGAUUUUGCAAAACGAAUCGUUAUAACUCAAUAACUCUUUACACCAAUAACGUGAACCUAAUAAGCUCUUUUACGAUUAAAUAAUAUUACGCCAACAUGCCAUAUCUGAAAUUCUCGAAUCUAAUUCGUUUAAAAAUCCAUGAAUAUUUAAUAUUGUUGGGUUUAUUUGUACCCGAUUUGUCGAAUCUAUUAAAAUGUAUUAUUGGACAAAAAAAUACUAAUUAUUUCCAAUUUUUCCUUAAAAUAUUUUCUUAACAAUAUUAUUUGAGUAUUUAUUUUCAAAUACUUUUAAAAGAUAUCUUUCGUGUACAAUAUUCACACGAGUAAAAACGUGUUCCGCGAAGACAAUAUUUCAAAAAGUAUUUUUAACGAGACCGAAUAUUUAUAAUUAAAAAAAAAAAAAAUGUCAUUUAUUAUUAUUUAUUUUUUAUACGAUGUGUUUUUUUCCCGCAUACAGUGAUAUCGUGUUUGGUAGCGUCAGCGACGGCUCUACAAAAACUCACCGAACUGUACAGAUGGUCGGCGUUGGACUACACGUUUUCCAGUGACGAGCACAAAAACUACGCGCUCGAACGAGGCGAAUUCGUGCCGGAAAACAACUUGCCCGUCGGAAUCGAAGUGUGGAAAAACAAAUUGUUCAUUACCGUGCCGCGAUGGGCCAACGGUAAAUACUUUCAAUAUUGCAUUAAUUGUUCGGCUAGGUACCAAUGUUUUUUCUAACGGAUUAUAUUUAAAUCGGAUCUCGCAUACGUACCCGUAGAUUAUCGUAGAAAAAUUGAUUUUUUUUUUUUUUUUUUUUAUUACUAUUUAAUCAACAGUCAAUUAUUCCGUUCGGCUUUGACGGACAUUUUUUUGUUUAGCUGUUCCAUACGAGAGUUCUACUGUGAUUUAAAGUCGAUCGCUAUAAAUAUAACUAAGGAAAGUAUACGCAUUAUAGACCGAGUAACGUCUAAUGCGAUAAGAAUGUAGGAUUUCAGUAAAUUCUUCUUUUACCAGACGGAUUAUUUCAGAAAAUCCGAAAUUUUCCAAGUGAAAAUAAUGAAGUUUCCCGAUUCCUCCCCCCCCCCCUCAAAACAUUAUGUUUAUUUAAACCGACUUUUAAACUGUCGAUACGCAGUAAUUUUAAGGACUUAACGAUAUCACGUAAUAUAAGUGUAUUUUUUAAAGCAGAAAUUUCGUAAUAAUAAUCGUAACACGGUUCUAAUAUAAUAUUAAUAUUUACGUCGAAUCAUCGGUUUCGCCCAUCACGACUCGAUAAAUGAGAUUUUAGACCCUAAGUAGAGUAUUACGAGCUGAGUAACAGGUAUUCGUAUUUUGCUGCUACGACGGGUGUUUGUCGGUAUUUUUCUUUGGGGUGAAUGCGUGUUAAUAAUAAAUUUUCACUCGUUUGUAUAGUAGCUCGUCGGGUUUUUUUUUUAUUUUACGUAAGAAUAUACUUGAAAAUAAGAACGCUGCGAGAGCGUUUUAAAAAAUACAAUGUCAAUUUUUGUACAGAUAUUUUUGUUAGCAAAUUAUCGAAAAGUUCGAAAAAAAAAUUCUACGAAGUCUUACACGUGGUAUACGUAUUUCUAUAUAAUUUAUGAAAUCGAAUUUGUGUUAUUUUAUUAUAGUUUCAGUUUAUUUAGAAUAAAUUACCGCGCGAUACCAUCUGGGAUUUCUAAAAACUUCUCGGAUUACUAUUAUACUGAAUUUAAAUUUUUUCUCGGAUACCAUAUCGUUUAAUUUGCAAACACCGUUAUUGUUGUUGAUCGAUUAUAAUGGCUAUGUAUAUUGUAUAACCUCAUUUUAAUUUAAAAUUUUGGCGACAAUUUACACACAUUAAACAACAUAUUAUUUUGUGUUACAAUAAUCGUUGAACUUUUUUUUCCAACUCAUUACAUGGGCUGAACUCGUAUUCAAAACACGUCCUCGUAGACAUAAAAUAACAUGAAUAUAAUAUAUGUAUAUAGUUUAGUCGCGACUAAACUUUUGCAUUCAUCCUACUAUUUUGGCUAAUAUAACCUGAUUCAAGUCUCAUAUCGAUGAUGAUAUUUUAUAAUGAAUUUUUCGUUUUUCAUAUUGUUUACGCAAGAUUUAUGUUGUUGAUCAUUUUUCGUAAAAUUUCUAACUUAAUUGCAGGUCAAUUUUCAAAAAUUUAAGAUUCAAAAGAAAAUUAAAAAACAUUAUUUUUUUUUAAUUGCCAGAGGCAAUAUUGUAAUUGAUUUCGUGUUUAUUUUUUCCACUUCUUUUCAAUAUAAUGCAAUUUAUUUACUCAUAAUAACUUACAUAAACAAUAUAAAUAUAAAUACGAAUAUUUUUGGAACUUCGUUACGAACCGUAUGAACUUUUUUUCGCCAUGGUACUCCAGCACAUAAUUUAUUAAAAAUAAAUUUGAUUCAUAUUCAAUACAGAGUUUAAACAUGACAUUUGGUAAUGCGUUUUCUUACGAUUUUCAAUAAUAAAUUAAUUUUUAAUAACAUUUUCAUAAUUAUUUAAAAACAUUUUUUUUAAUCAUGUUAAUCGAAUUGUUGUUAAUCAUUUUUUUAAUGCAUUUACUGUACGUUGCUUAGCUCUAAUUAUUGUUAAAUAUAUUUACUCAAUUAUGGAUACAGAGAAAAAAACGUUCUUGCAAUUUAAAUUUCAUCAGUCUACUCGAAUAAAAUGAAACAAAAGAAAUUGCGUAUGUUCCAGUAGUCCGUUUAGUGUGUUAACGUGUUUGCGCAAGAAAUAGGGGAUAAUAAAAAAAAAAAAUAAUAAUAAUAUUAUAUUAUAGCGAUCAUAUAACGAUUAUUAAUAUUGUUACGUCCUAAAAACUGCGGUUUGUACGAUACUAUUAUAACCAUAGCAACGAACGGUGGGGACGGACAGAUAUAAUGACCGAGUCACGGAUAAUAGACAAUAUGGGCGUGUACCAAUAACAUUAUAGGCCGAAUAUAAAAAUAAAUAAGUAAAACAAAAAACCGUUUUCUAUAGGUAGUCGAAAUCAGGGGAGGACUGGGACUAAAAAAAGGUCACCGGGAUCCAGAUUUAACGUGGCCACAUCUGUAUAUUGUUUGCAUACGAAAUAUUUGUAUACAUAAUUAUACAUUACUAUUAUCAUGGAAAAAUUAGUAUGCCAGUGUUAUACCUGUAAUUAUGUAUCACUAUUUUAUAUUUUGUUGACUGCGAAUUCGAAUCACUCUAAAUAAUAUUACGGCAUUCCGUUUUCUUUUCGUUUCAACCGACGCGGUUCGAUUCUCGGCAGUUGGUACCGAAACGGAGUAGACCCACGGCGGGGUUGAUUUUCGCUGUACAGUAAAAUUAUCUAUUGUAAAAUUGAUAGAGAAUAAUAUGCCAAAGGUCAAGAAGUUAUGAUUUUUUAAGAAAAAAAUAUUUUUUUCAAAAGUUUGAGUGAAUUAAAAUGUGUCGAAAAAGUCGUUAUUGAUAAACGGCAAAUUGACUGUUUAUAUUCAAAGAAAAUGAAGACAAAUGGAACAUCUUGCCCUCCGCAAUAUUAUUCUUUAUCAAUUUCAUAGCAAGUGCUUUUACUUUAAAACCAAAACCAAGCGAGUUCUGUGUAGUCUAUACCGUGCAUUUGCAAGGCGCAAAUAAUAAAUGCUUGUGUAGCGUCCUUUUAACCUAUCGUUGGUAAACACGUGAGUGCUUACACAGUUGGCAUUUUAGAAAAACCACGAGUAACGGUAGCUAGAAAAACGUUUCUCCUAUAUUGCGCCUUAACUAAAAUCAUGUGAAUUCUUGCAAAUUGCAUGAUAAAUAUUGGAAUAAAAAAAAAAUUGAAAAUUUACAAAUGUGUAAAACCGCUUUUUACCAAGUGCCGGAAAGUGUCGUGUAAACGUCAGAUCGUGUCGUGCUAAUUCGUGCUAAUUAGAUGCUACUUAAAUAAUGGCGUAAAAAUAUAAUUUAAAUUUUCGAAUAAGAAGACUGGUACGUAAAAAAAAAUUUAAAAACUCCCGAGUAGAUUUGAAGAUUUACCUAUACGUGGUUUUUUUUAUUUUUACGCAUUUUAAAGCUGUCCUCCGACUAGGGACGCCGGGGUGGGGUGGGCGAAAUGUAAUUCAAAGCAACCGUUUUGAGUGUAGUCAAAAGGCGAGUUGAUCGGCGGCGUGCGUGCGCGCGGAGAGGAUAUAUACGUACGUAAAUAUAGAGAGGAUCCUCUUCGACUAUUGUUAUUUUAUUGCAGCCCGAGCGAAUUUCCCUAGAGUGAAAUGUAAAUGCACACAUACGCCGCCAGAGGAGAAGAAGUGUCCUCUUUUACUUAUUGUAUACAUGUAUAAAUUGUAUACAUAUAUACCUCACCUUAUCCUUAAAAACCGUCAUACAGCUAGCUAUAGCGGGUCUCUCCGGAGCCAUCGCGAAAUAUAAAAAGAAACGUUUAAAAAUUUCGUUAUCUAUAGUAUUAUUAUAUACGUAUACCUAAUAGUAAUGUAUCUACCCCUCCUCCCCGCCCACCACCCGAGGUAAAAUUUCGACAUUUUCAAAACAUAUACACAGAACGGAUAUAUUGUGAUAUAUUUGCAUAUAAUAAUGUGAAAAAUUAAGUAAAGCGUAUAAUAUAGCAAUAGAGUUAUUAUACUCGUAAAUGAUGUUUAAUCCCGAUUUUCGAAAAAAUCGCAAAUAAAAAAAAAAAAAAGAGCCGAUACUAUUGACGGGUGUGCCAUUGUUACAGGCGGGAAGUUGGAGAGGUAGGAUACCUUGAGGACCCUAAAUAAAAAAUAUUCGAUUUCCCGAUACAAAUAUCCUUGACGGUUAUAUUUAAAAUAAAAUACCGAUAGAAAUAUUUUCGUGAAAGAAUGUAUUUAAAAUACCUAUUAGAAUAUAAUAUAUUUGUAUUUAAAUACUCAUACUCGCAUAUCUCAAAUAUUAUUUAAUGUACACCUACUUAGAAAUAUUUAAAUUUAAAAAAUAAAUAAAUACAAAAUUGAAUGUAUUAUAUCGUUUGCGAAAACCAUUUAUAUAGAAAUCGGCUAGUGUAUAGCGUGUGAUUCGGCAGAGAAGAGAGAGAGAAAUUGAAAAAUAUAUUCGAACCCCUAUUACGUAUAAUACGAGAGUAUAAUGUAUAUACAGGGCAGUCGUCGAUUUUUCAGUACUUGUUAAUGAUACGUUAUCAAUCGUUUGCCGACCAUAUGGCUAUCUAUGGCUAUGUAUGGGUUUUUAAAAUAUCGUGUUUUGCUUAUAUCGUAAAAUAUUAAUCGGUCCAAAGCGGCGCGUGCGUAUACGCGAUCGUUACAACAGUGUUGAAUAAUAAUAACGAAAUAAUAACAAUUGUGUAACUUAUGGUCAAAUGUGUUUUUCGUUCAAAUAAAACUGUUACGAAUAAUAUGUAUCGGUAUUACGUGUAGCAUGGUAACAAAUAAAUCGCACGUCAAAGUAAUAUGUCGACUCAUGCGGCAUUCUCGAUUAAUUGUUAUUGAAAAAUUAAAGAAAAAAAAAAAAAAACAAACAAACAAAACCUGAUACUGCUGAUGACCGAUGUGUGGCUGAUUCGGGUGAAAAGUUUAUAGCGUAUAGGGUAAAUUAAUAUUUUAUUAUACAUUUGAAAUUUAUUUUGCUCGAAAAUCGUCGGAAUAUUUUGAAAAUUGUACAACGUCAACAAUGAGCUUAAUAAAAUUAUCCUAUAGAAAUUUCAGGUUUCUACGAAUACGAUAGUCUACUGGUUACAAUUAAAACACAAAUUUGAAAAUAACAAACUCCGUUGGGUGUACGUACAUUUUUCCGGUUUUCCCACGUUAUUAUGGAAACUACAAGGAAAAUUAACAAAAUCAAAUCAUCAGCUCACCAACUACACAUAAUUUGCUACGUUAACGUUCCUAUGUCGGAUUUUGUAUGGAGCAAGAUUUCUGGUAGAAAAUUUAUUAUAACGGCACACACAAAACGAAUUCAAAAACGACACACACCAUAAUAGUUAUACGAAUACAUUACUCGCUUCGCCCAAAAACUAAAUUUGUACAAGUUUUUGUAGUCGGACCGUUUUAGAAUUGACUACUGAUGCUGGUUUUUUUUUUUUCUAUUGUUGAACCAUUUUUCAAAUGUUCCCCGCAACGAAUAACCGUCUUUCUGUAACCGAAAACCAAAAAAAAAGCAAAAAAAUGGAAUUCUGUAUUCGUUUUGAAAAAUAUUGAUCAUUAGCUAUAGCUGAUUGCAUUAACCCUAUUGCAUUUUUUCCUGCACGUUCUGAGUUGAACCUAAAAAUCACGUGUGUUUGUCUUUAUCGAUUUUCACGUCUUUGUGCGUGUAGUUUUCCUACAUUAAUUUAGGAGCGUUAAAAACUCGUUUUUUCAUAUUAAAUUUUACCUAGUUAGAAAACAAAAACUUUUAAUCACACGGUUUUAUUUACGGAAAAUCGCGUUUUAAACCGUUUUCGAUAACUUUUUUUAAUGAUAUUCCUUAAAACAUUGUUUGAAAUUAUGCAUAGACGCGUAGUAAUACAUAUGUUCAUAAGAUAUGUAAGAUACGGAAAAUGAAAUAACUUUUUAAUAAAUUCCGGACGCUCGUAAAAUGAUUGUACAUAUUUUAACGGCAUUAUAGUUCGAUAUAAAAUUAUUUUACGAAGAGAAAUUAAUUUCGCCAUUUCUGUUUUCCGACUCCGAAUAAUAUAACAUACUAAUAUAAGUUCUGUACGUUAUACCGAACGAAUAUUAUAGUACCGUGUCGGAAAACGGGCGACGGUUACGGCGGUAUAAGCGAGCACGUCUUCCGGUGCGGUACCCAUGCAGACGAACCGAAAUUUUGUGAAACGGCACAGUCGCUAAAGAAAAAGAGGAAAAAAAACCGCUAAAUAUUUCAUUGAAUUCCAAACCGUAAAAAAGUCGCGGGACAAAAAAAAAAAAAGAAACGCGACACAUCACAUAAUAAUAUAACCUCGCGAUAAACAAGUACGUUUUAUUUUUAUCGAUAUUUCGAGUGAUGCGGCCCGGUGCCCGUGGUGCAUAUACCUAUAUAUUAUGUCCUAUACGUAGCUACUAUGCCAUUUGUUUUGCGUCUACGAUAAUAUGUUGGGGAGGGGGCGGGGAGGUCGAGUGUUCGAAUGCCGCACAUACGAAAGAUCGUAUCUGUUCGAAAUCGCACGGGCACUGUCGUAAAACGCGCGAUAGUCGACGAAUAAUUGACGAGACGGUUCCGAAAAAUUCCGAACGAACCCUACGAAUACCUAUACGUACUAAAGAGCGAGUUGUUCGAGGCCACGAACAAUUACAUUGAAAAAAAAAAACUACAAAUGCGAUGAGAUAUACAUCAUUAUAGUUUUAAUAGACUAAAAAAAUCCACACUAAAAAAUAUUAUUAAUUUUUUUUUUUCGUCUUUUAUUAUUAACACGUUCGAUAUACAUUAUCGUACGGACGGUAUUUCGUACAAAAGCGGAAUCGUAUGCACGAGAGAAUAGGUGUUUGGAGAGGGGGUCGAAUACCCACUCCAAUUGCCUAUUUUUUAUGUAAACCAUUACACGCACACGCAAAUUUAUAUAUAGCUUUUAAAAUGAAAAAAAAAACCACCUCGCAAUAAAACUGUUAGCCACUGAUUAACUCCCACUCCGCAAAAGUUAAGUACGCAACUGCAGUACACGUCUCGACGUUCAAAGUUUCGAACAAACGGCAUUCGAACUCGUGAUUUUCGAACGCACGACAAGUUACACCUAUAGUGUACUAUGUAUAUAUGCGUAGGUAAGCGAAAUCCAAAAUCUAGCGGCACAAAACAAUAUGCGCGAAACUUCUCGCAAUGACAUACGCGCAAACCUGCCGAGGUCGAAUUUAACAACGAAUAUGAAAAGGAUAGGUAUACAAUUUAAAAAAAAAAAAAAAAUCCGAUUACGGGUUCGCAUAACUGCAGAAUAAUUUUAUGAUAUUAUACGCUGUAAUUUCUUCGACGACCUCGCGUGACCUCUCCGCGAAGAUCAAUUAUUAUAUUAUUAUACGUCAUUUUUUCUCUGUGCCUUGACUUACUUGUACAAUAUUAUUAUUGUAAUGCCGCACACCGGACACUCGACGCGAUAAAGAUAAAGAGAUCUACACAACAACUGUAAUAAUAUAGUAAUAUAGACGUACUUCAGACGUGAUAGUAAAGAAACUAAUAACAAUAAUAAUAAUAACGGGGGUUUCAAUGUUUCGGUUGUGGAAAAAAAAAUAUUAAAAUCAAAUCUAGAAUAUCUACGAUUGCACAACGCACGAUAUUCGUCAGCAGUAUCGCGAACGCGAAUCCACGCAGUUACCUAUGUAUACAUAGUUAUUUUUAUUUUUUCGUCAUAAACCUAAUAUUUUUAUUAUAAUGUUGGCCUUGGACCGGGUUUUUUUUUUUUUUUUUUUUUUAAUAAGUGCGUACGACGACAUGAUGUCUGGAUUGGAAAUAUCGUUGCCGGGCGUUAAUAACCACUCUGACCGGGUAUCAUAUUAUAUUAUUAUGAUUGCAUAUUUUUACUAAUACACCAAUAAUCGCGUGUUAUGUAGACCGUAUAUUGAAACAGUUUAAACCGAAUUAGGAGUUUUACUGGAAUACGAGUAGGUAUCUCACACGUCACCGGACGUUACCUCAUCGCCUAUAUCGACUAUUUAAAAUGUGUAUUCUUAUAUUUUAAUACGUACAAACUUGCACAAUGACGCAUACAUUUCGCUGAAAUUAUGAUUUAUAAUACACCUAAUGUAUUCAUACUUAGUUAUUUAUUAUUUAUUUAACAUCUGAAUUCGACCGAUACAUAUAUAGAUACGCGUUAAGACAUUUCCGAUUUUUAUAACACAGUUACAUUGAAUCGAGUUAAUUUAGGAGAAGGAGGAACGAAUUAUGAAACACAUACUACUUAAUUUGUACAAUUAACUAGGUUGCACGGUGAUAAUACGUGAAGUUUUCAAUCAGCUUUCAGUAGGUCUUGAUUUGUGGCCCGUCGCCCUUAUCGUUCAAUUUUAUAUUAAUAUGAUAACUGUAUUUUCUGGUCUUGGUCACGGCAAUUAUAACGGUAAAAAGAUAGACACAACGGUGGCUGAUAAAAAUAGUUGAUAACAUCCACGGCCUGAUAAAAAAAAAAAAGGUGGUUGUUGUGGUGGAUUCAAACAAAUCUACUGGCAAAUAUGUCUGAAUCGAAUAAUAUGUGUUAACCUAAUCUAAAACCCGCAGUGUAGGGACAAUUUUCGGAUCCUGAAGUUCAAUAUCAUUUUGACUGAUUGAUUCAUUGAUCACUGUUUUCAAAUUUUUUUAGAAAUUUAUAAACAUGACAUUUUACUAUUCGAUGAGAAUACAGAAUCAUCGUGAAUUAUAUGGUGAAAUCUCUCUUCGUUGCGUUUCACACUCGUAUAAAUAUACGAGUUACGUAUAUACGUAUAAUAUUUUACGGUUACGACGAUUUUACCCUCUAGGUUUCAAUGAGUUAUAUCGCACCAGAUUUUGUUGCAUCUUUUUUUCUCUACCAUACUAUCUACCUACACUUACAUCAUCGGUAAACGAAACGAGAAAAGUAUCGUCAAAUAAUUAAAUAUAAUGACGCAUCGUAAAAAUGAAAAACAUCACGUUACCCACCGACUAUGAGGUUCGCUCUAUACUCGCGUUAAACCAGUUUCGCAUUGUUGUAUGUCAUAUUACCUACGCGUUCAAAAGGAAUGAUAAAUUAUAUCAUCGCAAUCGAAAAAACGAUUCCGAACCGAAACUCGUUUCACUAUAAAUGUUCGUUAAUGGAGUGUUUCGGAUUUAAAAAAAUAUACCUGCAUUACCUAACAAAUACGAUACUAUUACAAUAAUCGCAUAAUACGAUUUAACGAAGAAAAAUAAUGACGUAGGUAAUAAUACGAUUCGUUUUACCGAAUAACCUUUCCAUAACCGAAAAAAAUUAAAAAUUCACGUUUCGAAUUCCGUUCUCGUGUUUUCUGAUUUCAUAAAUAAUUAUUAUCUCUAGAGCUUAUUGGAAAAAUAAUUAAUUACUUAUGCGGGUAAUCGAUGAUAAAAAUAUUGUUCUGGAACUAAAAAAAAAGUUAUAUAUAUAUAGAUUCCGAGCAAAAUAAAAAUGUUGGUUUUGCGAUUUUGCGUUUUAAGAAAAAAAAAAUUAUAAUAAUUUGUUCACGUUUGUGUUGCCUGCACACUUUCCCAUCAUAUACCUAUAAUAGGUGCCAAGAAAAGAUGCGGAUUUUCACCCUAAAGGUGUUUUACGUGAAUAGAUUUGUCCAUAGAUUCCCGAUACUUGUUCUACGGAAGAUUAUAAAAUUCUAUUAUUAUAAUGUAAAAUGCAUACUACAAUUAUACGAUUUUUGAGAUUUGCGAUUUUCGUGGCACACUAUUAUAAUUAUCUGUCAAAAAAUACACUUUGCCAAAGAACAUAAUAAUUAUAAUUUUCCGAGCAUUAUCAUUCUUGAAUAACUGCUAUACUGCAGACAAACAAAUCGCGGACAACACCACGGAAUAAUAUCCUCAAAAAAUGCUGAAAUUAAAAACGAAAACAAAAUCCUGACAAGAAAAGAGUUUACAUUAUAUACAUUAUAAUAUAGUUUUCAAAAGAAUUCCAAUUACAAAACAUCAAAAUGCAGUAAUGGUGUCAAAACUGCAGUGGAAAAGGUGUGUUGCGAUAGUUCUCGCGCGUGGCGUUAAAAAAGAAACAAUAAUCUAAAAAGUAAAAAAGUAUAAGAUUUGAAACGAACAAAAACGUCGUGCCCGACUUAAAGCGCUGACAAUUAUUAUGUUUAUUUCGGAAGAUAUAAUAUUAUACUUGGGACAAAAUAACAUUUUCACAUCGUCGCCGUUCGUAUAUUUUAAAAAUUUUUGAAUUUCCAGAAGAAAUUUCCAAAAAAAAAAACUUAACUAAUAUAAACAAGGAUUUAUAGAUCAACAUUGCCAAUACUGUAUUUCUAGUACUCCUAAAAAUACAUUUGCAUAAAAUUAUCAAGAAACGUUUCCAAUUUUUACAUAGAUAGUAAAUAUGGCGUAAGUAAUCACAAUUUCCUCCCUCACACUUAAGUUCGGAUUAACACAUUUGGAGGCUCCAUAGCAAAACUUUUCAACGAGACCCUCGACGAGAAUAAUAAAAACUAAAUUGUUUAAAAUGAAAACAAUACAUAAUAUAAUUUAGUAGUUUCCACUAAAGGUCAUCAACGAAAUCAUAUUAUAAGCAAUGAAAUAUCAAAAAAAUACAAAGUCACUGAUUAAAUGCGUGGAUAAAGAACAUAAUAUACUGUGACAGAAACUAAGGCCCCUGGAAUUUCAUGGCCCGGAAACCAUGGCCCCCUGGAUCCCUCUUCCCAUAAUCUGGGCUUGUGCUCACUCAAUAUUUGGGAUUCACAAGUCGUGUGGGGGGAGGAGCUUCAUCAGUCGACCUCCCCGCAGUACUAUACUUUUAAUAGUUUUAAUUAAACCGUAAAUAAAAUAUUAUGGAAUAUAAAAUUAUUACCAAACUGGGCUGCUAAAGUUUUAUUAAAGAAAUAAUUGACUAUAGACUUAUACUUAUAACCAUUUGGUUAUAUAAUAUGUAUAUAGUCAUAAUCAUUUUCAUAAAUCGUCUAUUGAAGCCUCGGAAUUAAAUUUGUGCACUAAAUAGAAAUUAUGAACAUAAAAUAUAAACUAUAAACUACCCACAGUCAAAACGGGCCGAAUAAAGUAUAGUUUAUUGUUUAUCGAAUUUGAAAUCAAAACAGCAAAUAACAUAUCGGAAUAUAAUAUAUCAGCGCUUAGAAAGUUCAUUUUAAAAAGGAAUUAGUUCACUUUCACGGUCAUCUUGUUUAAAUGUAACUAAUUCCAGGCUCGUUCUAGGAUUGAAGAAAAAAUCUAGCUGCUAGUUCCUCGCUCCUAACUAAGGAACAUUUUUCGAUUCUAAAAUAAUUCUUGAAAAAUGAACGCAAUCAUUGGAACGAGUUCCUUAAAAUACAUUCCUUUCAAGCGCUAGGAUUAUGUUAAACAUUUUUAACCGUGAAUAUAAAAAUAUUAUGUACCUAUACUGUCGAUCGUAAAAAUAAAUAUUAGUACACAGAUACUAUAGUUGUUUAUUGACAGUAAAACCUGGCGUUUCGUCCACAAUAAUAUUCCAAUAUUAAGUGUUUUUUAAAUGAAAAACAUUUUCGAAAUACGAACUGUAAACUAUUCGGAUCUAAAUUCUGUUGAAUUAGAAUUUAUGUGGCGGCUAAUUGUUCCGAAAUAAGAGGGCUAUCUGUGAUAAUAUCAAUACCGUACAUGAUUAUAUCGUGAUGUACCGAACAUGCGCACUAGCGCACUUUUUUCGACGCACGAAUGAACAUUUUAAACGAUAAAACACAAUAUGGCCAUAUUAUGAUUUAAAUAAGUGACGAGAGUGCUUUUCGCGGUAAACGUCAAUAGCGCUACAGUCGAAUAAUUAGAUCCCGAUAUAAUAUGCAUACCAUACGGUAUGUUUUUUCACGUUAUAGGUAAGGUACGGUAAAAAUGUCUUAAAAGGUUUUGUAUUGAAAUUAUAAAAUUAAUUCGUGUACUUAAUAAUAAUAUUACUUAUCCCGAAAAAAUUACCGUCAAAUACGCAGUGUUUUUUUUUUCUGUUGUUGUUGAGACAAUAAUCAUAAUAAUAUUAUACCAUACCAAAGAGUGAGUAGGUUUUUCUCGUGGCUUUUCGUCCCAUCGUCGUCGCGGAAAACCGUCGCUCCGAAACUUUUGGCAGAGCCGCUAAAAAUUACGAGCCGUCAUUGUUCGCCGUUCGAGUUUUUACUUCCGAGGAGAUAAUUAUUAUUUCGCGUCCCGAGCUCUUUAUAUACGUACAUAGUACAUAUACACAGAUGUACAGCUAAACCAAUACCUCUCUAACAAAUGAAAAAAAAAAAAGAAGAAAAAAACAUCAGCUCGGUCCCUUUGCAAACAAUAUUCUUAUCUCCUUAAACUUAUUCCUGUGUGGCGGUGACCUCGUGUCCGGGUAUUUCUUUCUCUCUCCCGCAGCAAUGCAUUUUCACAAUAAUAUAGUAUGCAAUUUUUUUCUCCCGUUUUAUUACGCGUCUUAUAUUAUUAGAAUAUUAUAAUAAGAAGACGACACGGUUUUAUAAUAUUUUUCGUGUCUUACAUUUUUUUUUUUUUUUCCUAUUAAUAUUAUACGAGUAUAUUUAUACUCCGGGAGUAGGAAAAAUUGUGAGACUAUGGGUAAAGUAAAGUAGCUAAAGAGCUAUUAGUUUCUAUUUUUUCUUUUCCGGUUACCGUUUAUAAGACUUAUAAACAAGCUUGAAAGGAAAAAAAUGGUUCAUUACAGGCAAUUUUUUUUUAUGUAUAUGUAUAUAUAAGUAGGUAAUUAUUGAACGCAAUUUUCACUUCUGAGAAACUAUUAAUUCACCCGCCGUUUGAUAUACUGAAAAAAUUGUAUUGAGCUAAAAAAAAAAAAAAUAAUUACACAUAAGUUGAAUAAAAUCGAUGUAAUCAAUAAAUUUAUCAAAGUACUCGCAUCUAUGAAAUUUGGACUAAUUACCAGUAUAAUACAUUCACGGAGAUUGAAACACACACAUACACACAGAGAAGCACAAUGUCAGGAGUGCGCUAUGAUGACGUUACAAAUUGGCAACACUUAAUUUUAUAUUUUUCAUUAUUUCUGUUUGAUAUUAACGAAUUGUCGACCAAAAAUCGUGUUGCUAGAAGAACUACAUAGAAAACUUUCUGGUAUCAUUUUUUCUCCCUUAUAUUUUUUUCGAUAAAUGGAAAAAACUGGCGAUUAUUCAUACAAUUUUUGUUGAUUUCUAGGUGACCUUUUGAUAAAAACGGAACAAAUACGACUUGUAAUGCUCUAAUCGUCGUUACUAAUAGUCUAUCAUUGUUUCGUACGGAUAUAAAUAAAUAAUAAUAUCCGGCCAGCAAUUAUUUUCCGAUCGAAAAUUGUAUUGAGGACUUUUUUAAUAGCGAAAUUUUGUCUGUACAUAUUGAUGAAUUGUUUUAUUUUUUAAUUUUCGCGGAGUUUUCUGAACUACGGCGGUAAAAAUCGUCGGACAAAUGGGGUUUCAGUUCUCUUCGAUUUCGGGCAUUUGUAAUUCUAAGGCGUAAGAACAAUCGUGAUCGUCAUGAAUAUUAUAACCGUCUCGUGUACAACCCGAAAUUACUAAAAGACAACGAUAAUAACGAAUGAUCCUUCAGCGGUUGUGCGUAUACUACUUUCUGCCUAUUUAUACGCAUUACUAUAUUACGCAACGGUUUUUUAAAACGGUUGUAUUCGAGCAUUGUAAUAUUAUAAUACAUAAGUAUUGCAGAUGAAAUUAGAAAGGCAAGUGAUAUACGCCAACGCGCUUAAUAUUAAUCGAUGCCGUAUUAACAAAAAAAAAAUUAUUUAAAAAUGUCGGCCUUCAUAAAUAAUACGUAAUAUCAUUGUUGUAUUCGGAGUCGCAUUAAAAAAAAAAAAAAAAAAACGGAUAAAAACGAGUUCAAAUAUACAAUUCGGAAUAUAUUACCUACCGCGUAUAUGCAAUAUGCAUAUACUUUAUAGCGAAUGAUGUUUUUUAGGAGGUUUUUCGGUCCUAUACAUACGCGCCCCGAAACGACAAAAAUGCGCUCGCGAUAAUAUUUGACGGAAUAUUUUAACGCGAGCGAAAUCCGAAAGAGGAAAAAAAAUAGCCAGGUACCUAAAAAUAUUAUACGUAAGCAAGCAAUACAUUUUCCAUAUACGCACGUAGAUAACUCCGAAAUGACAGGCCGCCGUCGUCGUUGUAUGCAGCUGCGUGCAAUUUUUCCUCCCGUUUCAGAACCGGAGUCGGAGAUAGGUGGGCAGGCGGGCAGGUGGGUAGGUAUACGUGAUUUUCGAAUGCGUGGUGUGUCCAAAAUCCUGCGCGGGCACACGCGAUUUGAAUAUAAAUGUCGCGCAUGUAUAAUACGUGUACGCGCGUUUGGCCGAUUUAUAUAUAUUUUAAAACGCACGAAUGUUCGCACAGUGUAAUAAAAUUAUAGCGUCUAAUACAUUAUUAUUUUUCUAUUAAGGCGCGUUAUCAAAAAUAACAAAAAAAAAAGGUUAAAAAAAAAAAACACACACACACAGCAAUCACAAUCAACCGAGAGCAGAGCGGAGUCGCCACCAUCGACGGAUGGCGACGUAUCUCCGCUACGCGGCCGCCAAUUCGUAAUUGUUCGUAAACGGCGUGAUUAUGUAAUUUGAUACACGGCAAUUGCCGCGUUUAUCCGUAACGUCAAUUGAUUUACCGGGGCGAUGCCGGGUCGGCCGUGUAGAACGGGAAAACGCGACAUUUUAAAACACGAAUUUCUCGUUCCCGUAAUGUUCCGAAGCGUCGGAAAUUCAAACCGAAUGUUGGUAAAUUUACCUAUAUAAUGUAUUUACGGUUGAAUUUCGAGUUUUCUUCCGACAACCGCAGACGGAUUUAAUCGAAUAUCGAAUAGAAAACAAUCGUUAAAACGGCCAUGGUGGCCACAAUGGCGAUCUACUUGCCGAUAUUUCCCGGCCUGUACGUUACGUUUCAUGUAUCUUAUUAAAUUAUCAUAACAUUACGUAUCGGAACACGGUAUUAAAUGGUAAAACGCGUUAAGGUGGACAAAUUAUUUUCGUUUUUAACCGAUUCGGUUUUAGGAAUUUGACGAAUUCUGGUUUUUUUUUUUUUUUCUUAAAGAGGCUACAUAUUCCGAGUGAAUAAUAUUCGAAUCGUGUGACCGUAACAGAUUUUCGUUUUGCAUUUUUCGUUAUAUUUCCAUUUUUUUAUUUAUUUAUUAUUAUUAUUAUUAUUUUUUUUUUUUUUUUCAAGAGCAUUAGUAUCGGACUAAUUUCGGAUUUCGAUUCAGAAUACACAUCGAUUACCUGAAAAACCGCGCGCAUUUUCCCCACGUUUAUUACAUUUGCAUUUAUUUAAAUAUUUCAAACGUUUGGUUUACCACGCCUGUACUCGUACACAAAUUUAUAUAUAUAUAUAUAAGUAUUGAUCGCAAAACAUUUAUUCGUUGUCGACGGAGUAUAAUGCAUAGGACAAUAGGACACCUAUACUGUAGACAUAAUAAUAGUAGGUACAGAUCAAAGAAUCUAUUUUUUUUUUUUUUUUUUUUUUUUUUGUCCGGGUACACUAUUGAGUCACGCGAUGUCUUUGUGAAAACGGAAGAAAUAUCGAAUAAAUUUGAUACUGAAACAGGGUUACGGCCAGCCACGUAAGUAGGUAUUACUGUGCAGCAGCAGAGCCGGUUUAUAACCCGUUUUGGUGGUUUUUUUUUUUUUUUGUUUUUUUAUCUAAUUGUUUCGGCUAUUCUCUGUUUGUCCGACGGCGUCACUAUACGUGUAUACCGUUGUACACGGUGAAUCGGAAACGAAAAGAUCGGCCCGUCGGCCGGCCAAUACGCUACGUAUAUACGCCCGAAUAGACAGUCCGACGGAACGCGCGCGUUUAAAACGCAUUUUUAACCUUUUCCGGCCUCUCCCCCCCCCCCCCCCCCCCCCCCCCCCCCCCUCGCACCCCUCCCAUCCGACCUCGGUGUGUGUAUACAAGACACAGAUCCGCGAAAACACAAUCGCCGGAAACUCGGUGGAAAAACACGCGCGCGCGCACCGCUCCCGGGUAAAAUGCGUAUUUAUUUGUUCGUCGUCGCACAAACGGCGGCGGUUUCGAAAACGGUGCGCGCCGCGGCCGUUCGCAGUCGAAUGGGCUUACGGGUUGAUGUUUGUGUACGCGCACGGCCCGCACCCGCGCGCAAUACUAAUUGGUCGAUUUAGCGGGUCUCCAUUUUCGACGGUUUCUAAUUUGUCUGGACAACGGACCGAAAUCCCGGCGGAGGCGUAGGCCGCGCCGCGACGACCGCGCCGCGGUAACCGUGAAAAAACGUCUGCGCUCUGUUACAUUACGCGUUUGCCCGGAGACCGCGAAAACUCCGGGGGAGGGGGAACAAAUCGAAAAUAACAGUUGGACCCACUACGCCGGUUCGUUUUUCUCGUUUUCGAAAACAAUUAAUGGAUAACGCGAUGGAAAUCCGUUGAAAUCGUCCAACGCUACACCGCCCGUGCACAGUAUUACAAUAACAUUAUAUACGAUGCCGGUCGAAAUCGGUUAUCGGUACUAUAAUAUAAUACGUUGUCGCGUCGAAAUUCACGGCGUAAAUACAAUGUUUCAUUGAUUUUAGUCGGUAUACAAUUUGCGCUCUUGGCAUAAUAAGACCGCCGACUUCGUAUACCUCUUAUAGGAGUCUACAUCUUACAAUCGGCCAACAAUAAUUCGUACAGUGUAUAUCUGUGUUGCAGUUGCAUUUCACGCCUAACAUAGAAAUCCCACUGUGAUAAAGCCCACUGUCAGACGAACACUUUUUGACACUUUUAAUAUUUCCAAACCUAGCAUCAUUUUUGGUCCCUGGGAAGAAGGGCCCAAUGCAAUAUUUGGUUUUUGUUUUAAUUAUUUUGUCUUGUGUAAUUUUUUUUUUUUUUAAAUAACAUACGCCUUGGUCCGACCUUUUUUUUUUUUUUUUAAUUAAUAAUAAGACCGUUUUCUUUUGGGGCAAUGUUUGUUUGCCAAACCGAACACUUCAUUGCAGAAAUAAUGACCUAGGCUGAGUCGCUAACCAAAAUUUUGGACAUAACAUGGGCUGCGUUUUCAAUUAUUGGGGCUUCUUAAAUGUAAUUCGCUUGGUUACAUUUUUAGGACUUCGACGCCACUGCAUAUGUGUAUAUAUUUUCAAUAAAAGUGCAUUGUAUGUACGUGGUGUAUUAUCGUAACAAAUUUAUGUAUUUUAAAAAUUUAAUUUUUUUGAAUUAAAAACUGUACAAGAUUGACUUUAACUGUUCUUCCUGAGACCCCAAAAAUAAAUGUAUAGUCGUAAUUAAAUACGAUCGGUAUGCACAAGAUUAAAUUUUCGGGAGGAUUUUUAAAUUAAAUCAUCUACUGUUUUAACUACGAAAACAACAAGCAUUAAUUCUUGAAAAUUAUGAACAAUGCUUUUUGAAAAAUUUCGGGACCGGAAGGGGGAGGUUGACCCCGCUCAGAUACAGCUUUGAUUAUGCACGAUAAAAUAUUUUAUUUUAUAAGACAGUGCGUCGUUAUAAUUGUACAUAAUAUCUCUGUUCUUGCGCUUAUGAAUUCAAAGUUGAGAAACGGAAACAAUAACAUUAAUAAUAUUCGAGCGCAAAAUAUUAUUGUUGCUAGAAAACAUAAUAACGUUGCAGCGUUAAAGAAUCUCAAAAUUAUACUUAUACAUUUUAGUUUAGUUGUUACCGUACGUCAAUAACUAUUACGACGAGCUUCAACAGUUACGUAUAUGUUGUACAGGUAUGUUCAGUUAAAAACUAAGAGGAAUUUAUUGCAAUAAAUAUUAUUAUUUCGCUAUGUAUGAUUUAGUACUCGGAAAUGCUCGGAUAUUGUUAGUAUUUCUGAACUGUAAACGUGAGACCCGAUUAUUUGCCUCGAGAAUUCGCAGUGUACAAACCGCUCGAUGUGAAUGGUCAUUUUUAGUACGAUGUAUUAAAAUCGAAAAUACAUCCGAGUGAAGAUGAAACAGACCGUUGCAGAAACACUCUGUGUAUACAAGAUGUCUCUUUUUCUACAUGCCUAAUAUUGCGAAUGACUUUAGGUACCGCGUAAUAAUAUACAAUUAUUUGAAUGAUAUUGAAAAUAUAAAUAAUAUUUUACUCAGUGUCCUACAAAAAUAAAUGGUAUCUAAAUAAAUAACAAUAUAUACGUAUAUGGACAAUAUCACAUAUUAUACAAUGGGCUCACGUAUUGGCUUUUAUACAGGCUUUAUUUAUUUUAUUUUUUUUAUAGGAGUUCCUUCGACGUUGAAUUACAUACCGUUGGACGUGAGCUCGACUCAAUCGCCGAAAUUGACUCCAUACCCGAACUGGGCGUACAACAGAGAAGGUAACUGCGAUGGAUUGACGACCACGUACAGAGUGAAGGCCGACAGUUGCGGCAGACUUUGGGUUUUGGACUCCGGAACCGUUGGUAUCGGUAAGUGUAAAUAUUCGGCCUUUUUUCGUGAAAAUGUAAUCGAUAUUCUUAUAACUGCAGUGUUCGGUUUUUUGUAUAAAUUAAUUUUUUGACGUUUUUUUUUCUCGUUUUACUUUUUUCCUUCGGCUAUUCAUAUUAUUGUACACUAAUGAAUUGCGGGGAUGGUCGUUUGUCAGCCAAAGGUUUUCACCGUGGUCGUGCGAUAGCGAAGUUGCCUUCUCCCAACCAUCCACAGUCGCAUUCAGGUCCGCGUUUAUAGACUUUUACAGCGCGUAUCGCCGAGAUUAAGGUGUAAGGAACGUAAACGACUAAGCCGAAGGAAAACUGAAAGCAGUAGCCAAAUAUAUCUAACCAUAUACCUGGCACGAAUCAUCGCCUAUCAUUCCACCUCACCCCCGCCCGUGUCUUCAGACAACAAAAUCGGUGCUUGUUAAUCAAUCAAAAGGUGUGUGUGUGUAUGUGUGUGUGUGUGUGUGUGUGUGUGAUGUUUUUUAUUCAUAAAUAAUUGGAUUGAACAAUAAUUUCACGGGAUUCAACCUCGUACGAUAGAUUUUAUAAACGGGAUAUUUACAAACACAGUUUUUUUUUCGAAAAAGAAAAGUGGUGUAGAGCAACAUACUUGUGCGGCAAUUUGAAAUUAUAAAAAAAUAUACAUACAUUUAUUUUUUUUUUUUUAGUGUUAUUUGUAGUUAAAAAUAUCUUGAAAAUAUUUACAGGAAACACCACCAAGCAAGUGUGCCCGUACGCCAUCCAUGUGUUCGACUUGGCUACCGACAAAGUAUUGAGGAAAUACACUCUGCGCCCGGAGGACACCAACGCCAACACUUUUAUCGCUAACAUCGCCAUCGAUAUCGGAUCCAAAGGUUGCGAGGACACGUUCUUGUACGCUUCGGACGAAUUGGGCUAUGGUCUGAUAUCGUACAGUUGGGAAUUGAACACAUCGUGGAGACAUACCCACAGUUAUUUGAUGCCCGACCCGUUGGCCGGAGAUUACAAUAUCGGAGGUAAAUACACAUUAUCACGGCCUCAAAAUAUUAUAAUGUUGUUUUUUUUUUUACUUCAGAAAUCAAUAACUUUUUUGUUCAUCGCAUUUGCAGGUAUAAACUUCCAAUGGGGCGAAGAAGGAGUGUUCGGUAUCACUCUGUCUCCGUUCACCGCCGACGGUUUCCGGCUGUUGUUCUUCCAUCCGUUAGCUAGCAACCGCGAAUUCGCCGUGUCCACGAAAUUCUUACGUGACCCAAAGAUCACAUCCGAAGAAAUCUAUCAUGACUUUGUCGUCUUGGAAUCCAGAGGCCCCGGUGGUCACGUGACCGCUCAUUACAUGCACGAAGACGGCACGCUUUUCUUCAAUUUGAUCGACCGGAACGCGGUUGGCUGUUGGAAUUCUCGACUUCCGUACGAACCGAAAUACUUGGGCAUCAUCGAUUCCGACGACGAAGCCAUGAUCUUCCCCAGUGACGUCAAAGUCGACGCUCUGAACAAUCUGUGGGUGAUUUCCGACCGGAUGCCCAUUCAUCUGUUGUCCAAACUGAACUUCAACGACAUCAACUUCCGCAUAUUCUUCGCGCCCUUGGAAACCGCUCUGGCCGGUACGGUUUGCGCGAACGACUACAGUUACCACAGUUACAAUCACGUGAAAGAUCGAUCGUGGAACAAACAUCACGCCAAAAACGCGUACUAUCAUUGAGUAUUAACGAUGACCGAAGAAUAGUAAUCCUUAAAACGUCCAACAUCGCGUAUUUUUCGCAAACAAAUACGAUAAAAAUUUCCGAUUUCCAUUGUAAUAUAUUAUUAUAGUAUUCUUACACGAGUACAUAUUCUAUUCGUAUUUUGUAUUAUGUACAUUAUCAACAUGUUAAUAAUUUUUAUCUAACGCACGAUCGCAUUGAAACUCGAUUAACACUGUACAGCACUUGUUUUAUAGUAAUAUUAAUAACAUUUAGUUUUAGAUCAGGAAUAUUUAUUUGCACCGUAAGAUAUUUGACAAAUCGCCAAGUCUUCGUAAUCUACAUGUAUCGCCUGACAUAAUAUUAUAAAAAAUAAUCAUAAUCUCUUUUUAACCUGAUCCAAUAUAUGUACAUCGAAUUAAUGUAAUAUGUAAAUAAUUAUUAUAUGUCACAGUUACCAUGUUUUUUAAAAUGUAUUUUGUUAGAUAAUAUAUUACCUAAUAUUUAGAAUAUAUUAUACUCAUAAUAAUUUUGUACGUGGAUCUUUAUGUGAACAUAAUAUUAUGUAUUGUUUAUGAUUUUUAUUUUUUCGAUAGUUUACAAACAACGUGUCAUUGAUUUACGUGUAUAAAUCAAUUUUUUGUUUAUUAAAUAAUAAUUUAUUUUAAAAGUACCAUAUAUGCUAUACAUAUUUUUAUAAUAUACUGCUUUUAUGAC